Nylanderia fulva is the source of this 5118-nucleotide messenger RNA. RefSeq lists its product as uncharacterized. Gene Ontology annotation, biological process: DNA integration. Gene Ontology annotation, molecular function: nucleic acid binding. The record is from RefSeq and is a predicted model, not a curated record. NCBI's taxonomy places the organism in Eukaryota, Metazoa, Arthropoda, Insecta, Hymenoptera, Formicidae.
AUGAGCGAGCCUCUGGCGCAGCAGAUCAUUCUGCUGCAAACUAUCGAGCGAAGUCUCACUAAUUUUAAGAAGAUCGGCAAGAACAAUUACACUGCCGCAAAAAUUCGGCAACGGAUCGGGACCUUGAAGGAGAACUGGACGACCUGUGUGAACAAACACGCCAACCUCGUGCAGAUCGUCCCACUAGAGCAACGAGCUAACAUCAGCUACUUCCGAGACGCCGAGUUCGAGCGUCACCAGGAGAUUUACGAAGGCACGCUGGACUACAUGGCCGACUGCCUCGAGGAGCUGGAACCUGCACCAUCGAUGUCAUCGUCUCCGCUGCAUCCGAUGAGUACAAUAGAUCGUUCAUCUUUCUCGCUCACGCAUUUACCGCCGAUUAAACUCCCGCCCUUUUCCGGGAACCUCGAUGAAUGGGAAUCUUUUCGAGAUCGAUUUACUUCGCUUAUUAUUCAAAACCAAGAUCUCACUCCCUUUUCGCGUAUGCAUUUUUUAGCCUCAAGCCUUACUGGUCGCGCGUUAGAUACCAUUAAAUCUAUUCCGAUUACUGCUACGAAUUUCGAGAUCGCGUGGAAAACACUCGCCUCACGCUUUGAUAAUAAGCGCCGAUUAGUCGAAGUGCACGUAUCCGCCUUAUUCGAUCUUCCGACGGCUACGCGCGAGUCCGCGUGCGAACUCAACAAACUUCGCGACAAAGCGAAUCGGGCUAUCGCCUCGCUGAGAGCUCUUCAGCGGUCGCCCGAGGAGAUGCUCAGUGACAUUCUCGUUCACUGCGUGUCGCAAAAAUUGGAUCAUGCUACUCGGAAGGCAUGGCGAUUGAAAACCGGUGAGGACCCGCAAAUUCCGUUGUUCGAAGCUCUCGAUCGGUUCCUCGAGAUGCGUGUUCGCGCGCUUGAAGAAUUGUCACCGUCGAAAGCGGAAAAAAUGCGUGGGCAAAAGGUGUCAAGCGCGUCAGCGACCGUUUCAAAACUCGCGUGUCCUUUGUGUCAAGCUGCGCAUUUUUUGAGUAAAUGCCCGCAAUUCUUGAAGAAGACGCCGAGUCAGCGAUCUGAACUCAUUAAAUCAGCACAUCGCUGUAUUAAUUGUUUGAGCUCGAAGCACGCCGUGCAAGCGUGCCCGAGCAAAUACUCAUGUCGAAUCUGUCAAAAUAGACAUCACUCGAUGCUACAUUUUGACUCGACCUCUUCUUCUAGCAAUCCAAACUCAACGACCGUGUUAAACGCGACGUCGGAUAAAAAAGAAAACGACUCAGUAACGGCACUAUUUUCUACUUCGACGGUAACCGCGCGCAAAAAUGUACUACUCGCGACCGCCCGUGUUGCUGUUUUUUCGCCGUCGGGUCGUACACUCAACGUGCGAGCGCUCCUUGAUCAAGGCUCAGAAAUCACCUUUAUCACAGAGCGUCUCGCUCAAAAUUUAAAAUUGCAACGCGUUCGAUUGCCUCUUUCGAUUUCCGCCGUCGGCGGCGUAGAUGCGGGCACUUGUCGUUUCGCCGCUCAAGUCAAGAUCGCUCCGAUCAAUUCUAACUCACCGGUGUUAACGACGACCGCGUCGAUACUCAAAGUUUUAACUAAAUACUCGCCAUCUAAGGCAUUCUCUCUGUGCGAUUGGAGCUAUCUUCAGGAUCUUGCGCUCGCGGAUCCGACUCCCGUCAGUGCCGAAUCUAUCGACCUCAUCAUCGGUGCGGACCUUUAUCCCGAAUUAUUGCUCGACGGUAUUCGGAAAGGAACGAGCGGACAACCGAUCGCCCAGCGGACGAUCUUCGGCUGGGUCCUCUCAGGCCCCACGUCGGAUGCCGGUGCGCCGCAUCGAUCGGUUACCGUGCAGCAUUGCGCGAGCGCGGAUACUCUCGAUCGAGAACUCAGAUGUUUCUGGGAAGUCAAAGAAGUGCCGCGUCGCGCGCUUCUCAGCCCAGAAGAACAACAGUGCGAACAGCACUUCGCACAAACACAUUCGCGCGAUGCUGACGGUCGGUACGUCGUGCGUCUGCCGUUCAGGCGCGGUCCACCAAUCGACAUUGGUGAAUCGCGUUUUAUCGCCGAGCGUUCACUCUCCAGUCUUCACCGACGAUUUCGGUCGAACGCUGUUCUAAAAUCCGAAUACGUCGAUUUCUUGCGCGAAUACGAAGCGCUCGGUCAUAUGCGUCAAAUUCCGGAUUCAGUUCUUUCCGCUCAGCACGUAUAUAUUCCGCAUCAUCCUGUCAUCCGAGACAGCAGUCUCACUACGCGAUUGAGAGUCGUUUUUCGCGUCAAGUCGAACGACAAACUCGACUUCGUUAAACGAUCAUUUGCAUGCAGGUCCGAAACUCCAGACGGCGUUACCUGCAGUGAUCUUGCGAUGGCGGCAAUUCCGCGAAUCUUAUGGAGCGCCGGCUGCUCAGAUACCGGGCAGUCCUAUCAACUGACCACGGUUACUUACGGGACAGCGUGCGCGCCCUUUCUCGCUCUUCGGGUUAUACAACAGCUCGUGACGGACGAAGGCAGCUCGUUUCCUCUUGCCGCGCCGGUCCUGCAUGAGAACAUCUACGUCGAUGAUGUUCUGUUCGGUGCCGAUGAUAUUCCGCUUCUCAAACAAACUCGCGAUCAGGUCUGCGCUUUGCUCGGUCGGGGACGGUUCGAAUUGAGAAAAUGGUCGAGCAAUUCCGCUGCUCUGCUGAACGAUAUCGAGGUCGACAACCACGGCCUCGCGUGCGAUCGCACUCUUCGAAUCGACGAACAUCUAAGAAUCUUAGGCAUAAGCUGGAGCCCAUCUUCCGAUAUGUUUCAAUUUACCGUAACUCAUAUUCCGUCCGUUUCAAAAACCAAGCGGUCAAUACUCUCGUACGUUGCCAAAUUGUUUGAUCCAAUGGGGUGGUGCACGCCAGUAACAAUCGCUGCCAAGAUCUUUAUGCAACAAUUGUGGCAGCUUAAACUCAACUGGGACGAUGUCCUUCCGACUGACGUCCGGCAAAAGUGGGAAGCCCUUCAGGCCUCACUUGCCGAUCUCCACGGUCUCCAACUGAAUCGAUGGAUUCAGCGAGGGUCUGACACUGUCCGCUGCGAAUUGCACGGAUUUUCUGACGCGUCCACUCACGCAUACGCAGCGGCCGUGUAUCUUCGGCUCACUUCUCUCUCUGGCGAAAUCUCUUCUCACUUGCUAAUAGGCAAGUCAAAGGUCGCUCCGAUCAAGUCCCUCAGUAUUCCUCGGCUGGAAUUAUGCGCAGCCGGAUUGUUGGCUCGGCUACUCGAAUUCGUGCGAACCACUCUUGGUCUCGCCACCUCCCCGUGCUAUUGCUGGACAGACUCAACUGUCGUUUUAGCGUGGGUCACGCAACAACCGGCCAAAUGGAAGACGUUCGUCGCGAAUCGCGUAUCAGAGAUACAAUCGCGCGUUCCGAACGCGGUGUGGAACCACGUUCCCACCGAUGAAAAUCCCGCAGAUUGCGCAUCUCGCGGAAUCGCCGGGUCUCUCCUUCGAACUCACCCACUCUGGUGGUGCGGCCCCGCAUGGUUGCGUUACCCGAUCGACGAGCCGUCGACUUCUCGAUCGCACAAUUUCGAUACUCAAAUCGAACAAAAGGAGAGUAUUCAGUCUCAUUUAGCUUCGACGGAACUUGACUGCGACUUUACGAUGAGAUUUUCGUCGUGGCCUCGGUUAAUUCGCGUAACAGCGUAUAUAAUGCGCUUCAUCAAUAAAACUCGGAAGCAGUCGAUUCCCGUUGACGACGUUAGGGAGAACACACUAGCGUUAUCAGCCCGCGAAUGUCAACUCGCGAAAGAGUUUGUUCUGAGACGGAUUCAGAAAGAGCUCUUCCCUCUCGAGUUCGCUGCGCUCACAAGUCAACGAGCCAUAUCCUCGAAAAGCUCGAUUCUGUCGCUCAACCCUUUCCUCGGCGAGGAUGGAUUAAUCCGUGUUGGCGGGCGGCUUUCGCACGCGCCGCUUUCCUUUUCCGUUAAACACCCGAUUAUUCUCGCCUCGCAUCCGCUAGUCGCUUUGGUUCUGUAUCACGUGCAUUUAAAAUCUCUACACGCAGGUCUACAAUUAACGCUCGCUACGCUACGACGCGAGUAUUGGGUACUGCGCGCCCGAAGUCUCGCCAAACUCACUAUUUUUCGCUGCGUUAUUUGUACUCGAGAAAGGGCCACGAUUCCCUUCCAACAGAUGGGUGAUCUGCCUCGCGUGCGGGUGACUUCUCCCGCACGCGCUUUUCUCAAUUGCGGACUGGAUUACGCUGGUCCGGUGCUCGUACGAUCCUUGUCUGGUCGCGGAAUCCCGUCACGAAAAGCGUAUAUCGCGAUUUUUAUUUGCAUGGCGACUCGCGCCAUUCAUUUGGAGCUCGUGGAGGGCUACUCAACCUCAGCGUUUAUCGGCGCGUUUUCUCGAUUUUGUGCUCGACGCGGCCUGCCCUCGGCCAUGUAUUCAGAUAAUGGCACGAAUUUUGUGGGCGCCGAACGCGAGCUUACCGCCGCGUUUCGCGCAGCUAUCAGGGACCCGGACUUUCUCAAUCGAACCGCUUCCGAUCGAAUCACGUGGCACUUUAUGCCACCCUCCGCUCCUCAUUUCGGCGGAUUAUGGGAGGCGGGAGUACGGAGUGUAAAGCACCAUCUCCGUCGAGUGAUUGGGGCUCAUACUCUCACAUUUGAGGAAUUCUCAACAGUCUUAUGCAAUGUGGAGGCGUGUCUCAAUUCCCGACCGCUCGCUCCUCUCAACGACUCGGUCGACGAUUAUGAACCGUUAACUCCCGGGCAUUUUUUGAUCGGCUCGGCCCUGACCGCAGUUCCCGAACCUUCCGUUUUGAAUCUUCGCGAAAAUAGACUGUCGCGCUGGCAACUCGUGCGCCAGAUCUCAGAAAGAUUCUGGAAGUUAUGGCUUGACGACUAUGUAAAUACGUUACAACAGCGCGUCAAGUGGAAACGACCUGCCAAAACCGAGAUCCGCGUCGGUCAACUCGUCUUAUUGCGUAGCCCUCUACUCCCCCCUUGCAAAUGGGAGCUCGCUCGCGUACUACGAUGUCACACGGGUCAAGACGGAUUAACUCGCGUUGUUACGGUAAAGACUGCGGCGUCCGAGUAUAAGCGACCGAUUAAUAAACUAUGCCUGCUUCCAAUCAAUAUCGAGAAGCUGGAGCCUCCGACGUAA